Lycium barbarum (goji berry) is the source of this 894-nucleotide messenger RNA. RefSeq lists its product as uncharacterized. Bases 189 to 614 code for a protein of 141 amino acids. The record is from RefSeq and is a predicted model, not a curated record. The transcript is spliced from 4 exons. NCBI's taxonomy places the organism in Eukaryota, Viridiplantae, Streptophyta, Magnoliopsida, Solanales, Solanaceae.
GUUCCACUUCAAAUCAAAAUUAAAGAGGCAGCUUGAUAGAAGCCAAAUGUUCCAGUUAUUUCCAUCAACCCACCAAAAUGACGACCUAUUAGUUGAUUAAGCAAAGCGCAUAAGUACGGAAGUACCCAUCGAGAAUACACUCCAACACCAACGUAAUAGAAUUCUCCAACACCAACGUAGUAGAAAAAAUGGCAGCACAAGGAACAUGCCUUAAUCAUGUCUCCCGAGAAUCCUCUGAUAUCAAACGUCUCGCCCAAUUUUACAUUGAGAUAUUUGGGUUUGAGAAAGUUGAAGCACCAAGAUUUGAAUUUGAUGUGAUAUGGUUGAAACUGGCACCAUCUUUCUAUCUUCACCUUAUUGAGAGGGACCCAAAUACGAAGCUUCCAGAAGGUCCAUGGAGUGCCACGUCAGCCGUUGCUGACCCGAAGAAUCUGCCCAGAGGUCACCAUGUCUGCUUCUCCGUCUCCAAUUUCGAUUCUUUUGUUCAGACCCUCAAGGAGAAAGGAAUUGAAGUUCACGAGAGGACCCAACCGGAUGGAAAGACCAAACAACUCUUCUUCUUUGAUCCAGAUGGAAAUGGUUUGGAGGUGAGCAGUGCGGCUCCUCUCUCCUGAACAGUGACCAAACACUUGGUCUCGUGUACUUUGUAGCCAUAAGUUUUAGAGUACAAUAAACCCACAGGCCAUAGGAAACAUUAGCUCGGAUGAUGACCUUGUGUAAAUUUGCCUAUUGGUAUGAAAAUACUUGUGUUUACUUAUGCUUUCUCUUUGCAAUUGCCUCCAAGAAGCUUGUACUCUGAUUGUAGCCAGUGCAAAAUGACUCCAAAUUGAUAGCGUAAGGAAUGUAUGUAUGUAGAUCGAUCUCUCAAUAAGACAAUACCAGUGGAGUAAGUCA